AUGGCGCAUCCAUACCAAAGAAGAGACGUGAAGCGAAUAACAAAAGCCAAGAACCAGAGCAUGGACGUGGUAAUGGACUUUUCAGAAAGUGCAUCAUCAAAGAGCACGCAGCCUUCACCUCACCAGAUCGAAGAGGCCGCGAAAUUUCGCAAAGCUGAAAAGCUUAAGAAAGAUGCACAGCAAGCCCUGGAGAAAUAUCAAAUGGAAACAGGCCAUGAACAAAGGUACGAAGCAGUAAUUUUGACCCUAAAAAGUCGACUAAAACAAUAUGCGGAAAAGUUUGCCGAGGGGCAACACAUUGGCUCGCAGCAGAGAUUACAUAUCCAAACUCUUGAACAAGCACUCUUUGAGGCAACACAAAAAGAGCAGAUACAGAUUGCAGAAGCGGCUACUCAGUUAGUGGAGAGCCAAUGUACAGUUCAAAAUGUGGAAAUGGAACGUUUAAAUCGGCUUUUGACUGUCUACGAAGAACAGCUUGCAGCGGGCCAAGCUCUCGACGCAAAGCAGCAAGAACAGACCCGCAGCCUCAGAAGAGCACUUCACGAUGAACUGAAAACAGCCGACAUAAGAGAGAAUUAUAUCUUUGACCUCGAGAGCGACCAUGCUCAGAUUCAGCAAUUGGGUGAAGUUUUCAAGCAACGGGAGCGCAACCUUGAGUCUGAGCUUAAAUUCAUGAAGCAACGAGUGGAUCUGCUAGAACGCGAUCUAGACAGCAUGAUUGAAAAAUCUUAUAUCACCAAUAAUCGCUACUACAACAUCUUCUGCGAAGAAAUAUAUCAAUGGAAGAAACUGAGAGAUCUGAUAUUAUGUUCAGAGCCCAAGAAGUCCUUCUGGGAAAAAGUGAAUUCAUAUGGUAAUUUCAUGGAGAAGACAUUGAUGUUGUCAGAUGAGGCUGUCAGGAUAUCUCAUGAUCUCCUCCUGAGAACGGAGUAUAUUUGGUGUCGGCAGCUAGUCCAACAGCUCGAGUUAGCGCAGGGUGGAUAUUCAUCAUUCGGUGAAGUGAUGAAUUUCCAACCACUGUCCGUGAGCAGUCUCUAUCAAUUACCAACCAAGGAUCCUGAGAGUAAUUCUGACUCUGAUGUCGAGCAAGACAACGAUCUCAAGUUUUUCCUCUCACCCGGCGCGUCACCCGGCGCAAAAAGUGUCGAAUUCACGAGUCUUAAUACGUUUGUUGAGAAUAAUGUUAAACGAAAGUCUUCACAAUACUGCAAUGAUACAGAUGAAGAAGACUCCGGAUACAUGACCGACAUGGCUACAUUCGCUGGAACGAGCGUUUACCAAUACACCAGUCCACCUAGCCAGCGCCCCGAGUCGAGCUAUGUAGACCACCUCGGCCUCCAAGGCUUCCAACCUAGAGAAAGUAUUCCUGAAGAGAUCAUUAUAUCCCGAAGUGACAAUGCCGCACGUGCAGCCAUUGCUUCUCGAAAGCGCCUGAACAAGGGGGGCUCCCAAUCCCAUACUCACAAUGUGGAGGCAGAUCAGCCUCUGAUCCAGCUAUCAUUGGGCAAAAAGCGCAUUGGGACAUCUAACAGUCCCUAUAUGUAUCCUGACAUGGGCCCGAAGAACUCAUUUAUACACAACCACAUGCGUAGAACAAACCAGCAUGAUGUUGUUAUACCACGCACCCGAACUAGAGGACAGGUCCCAGAGCGAGUCUCAAAGGCAAACCCGGCACGAUUCUCUCAGUCAAAACGUCGGGAGCGACAUCGCUCACCAGUCAAGCCAUCACCGGCGCUGGCCUCCUUAUCAGAGAAGGAACUGUCACGCAUCGUUUCUGUUCAGACGACGGCUGACUCCAUGGAGACAACCACGAAGACGAUGGGAGAUGUCGGAGAGAGCGCCGCUAAGUAUAGCCUGGCAGGGUGGGUCUGGAUAUAUUUCAAGCGGCGGCCAAAAUCAUUGGUCCAGCCAUUGAUUGGUAUUGCAGUCUGUGUUGCGGCCAUGUACCUCAUCGCGGAUUGGCGGCUUUAUCGGGAGUUUGUCGCAGCCAACACGGCGCCCGAUCGGAUGAUGGCUCGCAUGCGUCGAGCUCAAGCGGAAUACCGAGUGUUAGAUUCGCCUUAUAGCAAUGGACGGUGGAAAAACUGGCUAGAUGUCGAUCGGGUGGCAUUGCAAUGA
Penicillium manginii is the source of this 2118-nucleotide messenger RNA. RefSeq lists its product as uncharacterized. Lineage: Eukaryota; Fungi; Ascomycota; Eurotiomycetes; Eurotiales; Aspergillaceae. The transcript has a single exon. The record is from RefSeq and is a predicted model, not a curated record. The coding region runs from base 1 to 2118 and encodes 705 amino acids.